Molecule: messenger RNA, 1653 nt
Organism: Prunus dulcis (almond)
Lineage: Eukaryota; Viridiplantae; Streptophyta; Magnoliopsida; Rosales; Rosaceae
Exons: 2
Coding region: 1-1653 (550 amino acids)
Source: RefSeq, a predicted model, not a curated record
AUGGCGGCCCCACCACCUCUCGCCGCCAUGAACCCUCAGCAGCCACCCUGUGUGACUGAAACCACCGUGCCACCUGCCGGACUCGCAAUGAGGACCACCGCACCGGCCUCCGCCGCCGUCGUACCAUCUCAAGGCCCCGUGGCCGGACCUAGCCACCUUCAUAGCACCGCCGCCGACUUUGGCCCAAUCUUGGAGCAACUUCAACCACUCCCUCCAUUACCUCCACGCUCGACGCAUGCUCCCACGCACACAUCCAAUGAAACCCUAGCCCGCUCCCAGGGAGUUCAACUUGAUGGCCAUCGAGACGAGGAUCGAGAAGAAAGGCGCUCUGCUGCUCGCUCGCAGAGAAACAUUCGCGAAAGGAUAGGCCCCCAAGGAGGUCAACUCGACAAUCAUCACAAUGAGGAUCGUGAAGAAAGGCGCUCUGCUACUCGCUCUCGAAGAACCAAUUCUCGUCGCCAAACUACUGGAAAUCCCUCACAAGCGCAGUCCACCAACACUCCGCCUAGACAGCUCAACCGAGAUCGUCGACCUUCGCAAGCCAAUGAGGAAGUCAAUCAGCAUCGUCUAAAUCACGAAGAUCAUCAACAUGACCGACUAGCCAUGCGUGCAGAAGACGUUGAGAAGCUUGUGAAUAACCGACUUCGAGACUUAAAGAUUGGCGGAAAUUUCGAAGAUGCACUACGCAUUGAGGUAGACCGAGCAAACUCCUCACCUUUCACAGUCAAAAUUGAGCAGGCUGCUCCUCCGAAACGAUUCUCAACGCCCUAUUUUACAUGCUUCAAAGGCGAUUCCGACCCCGAAAGUCAUCUGAAGCAUUUCAAGAGCCUUAUGAUCCUCUACAAAGCCGAAGACGCGUUAAUGUGCAAGGUCUUUGCAAUGACUUUAAGAGAAGCAGCUCAGGACUGGUUCCACACCCUGCCAUCCGGGUCGAUCAACAGCUUCAAGGAGUUUGCUUAUGUCUUCACCAAAGAGUACACUUCUUAUCGGACGAUCAAGAAGAACCCUGACCAUCUGUUCAACGUGCAAAAGAAGUCCGAUGAAUCUCUCCGAGACUACAUCAAGAGGUUCAAAGCAGAGAGGGCAAACAUUGUAGGAUGUGAUGACCAAAUUGCAUCCUCCGCCUUCAAGAGAGGGUUGCCAAUUGAAUGUGAGCUGUAUCGCGAGCUGACCAUCUCUCCCCGCCAAACAUUGAUAGAAGUCUUUGCUACAGCAGAGCGCUACGCACUAUGGGACGACGACCAGAUUGCCGCGAAGAAGGCUGAUCAAGCAGCUAAGCAGGCAAGCAAAGAGAACGGCAAGCGCAGAUCACAGCCUCAGGAAGGUGCUCCAGCAAUAGAGAAGUACACCAAGUUCACUAUCCCGAUACACCAGAUCCUAGCUCAAGUAAAUGACAUGCCUUGGUUGAAAAAACCAUCACCUUUAAAGGGAAACCUAACAAAAAAGGAUACCAGUAGAUACUGCACAUUCCAUGAAGGGUAUGGUCAUUAUACAAACGACUGCUUCGCCUGGAAAAGGUACCUCGAAGAUCUAGUCAGAGACGGCCAUUGCACAGAAUUCAUCUCAAGGGGGGCCAUUCAACAAAUCAAGGAUUGUGACGCAACUAACAAUGAGCCUCCACGAAAAAAGCCAUAUGGAUCAACACGAUCCUAG